This is a messenger RNA of Danio aesculapii, 724 nucleotides long. RefSeq names its product iron-sulfur cluster assembly 1 (gene isca1). Gene Ontology annotation, molecular function: 2 iron, 2 sulfur cluster binding. The transcript is spliced from 4 exons. Gene Ontology annotation, cellular component: mitochondrion; cytoplasm. The record is from RefSeq and is a predicted model, not a curated record. Lineage: Eukaryota; Metazoa; Chordata; Actinopteri; Cypriniformes; Danionidae. Gene Ontology annotation, biological process: iron-sulfur cluster assembly. Bases 55 to 444 code for a protein of 129 amino acids.
CGUGCUUUCCUCUGGUGUUUACAUCUAAACGAGAAGCGUUUAGGUAACUUCAACAUGUCAGCCUCCAUCGCACGGGCGACCGUGAGGGCGGUGAGCAGACGGAAAAUACUGUCAACAAGAGCCGCUUUAACACUGACACCUUCAGCUGUAAAUAAAGUCAAACAGCUUUUAGAUAAGAAACCAGAAUAUAUUGGCCUGAAGGUUGGUGUUCGAACCCGAGGAUGCAAUGGCCUCACCUACACACUAGACUACACGAAAAAUAAAGAGCAGUCAGAUGAGGAGGUGUUACAGGACGGCGUGAGGGUGUUCAUCGAGAAGAAGGCUCAGCUGACGCUCCUCGGCACAGAGAUGGACUUCGUGGAGACUAAGCUGUCCAGCGAGUUUGUGUUCAACAAUCCCAACAUUAAGGGCACGUGUGGCUGCGGAGAGAGCUUCAGCAUAUGAUUCAGGACGCCCGUGCGAACAUCUAUCAUGGGUAAAACGCUCCCAUCCAAACAUUCAUCCUGAAGACUGAUGGGUAAAAGAGACUGAUGCUUUAGUGGCCUGUUUGGGCAUCUUUUCCUGUGCAGCGUCCAGAUUGCUUGUACACAGUUUAUUUAUGUGCAGCUCAGAGGAGAGUUCAACUGCACUCCAUAUUAGGAGUUUAAUCUGUGCAAAGAAAGUGCUGUACUUGUCCAGUCGCACUGAUGUGUAUUUAUGUUUAAUAAACAUGAUAUAACGCCUC